AUGGCUGUCGAUCAAGCCACAACGCCGGAUAGGCGCACCAGCUCAGACGACACGGUCAAUCCUGCGCGCAGCACCGAUGGCGAGAUCAAGGCCAUCGAGGCCGGUGAGGGCAUCGACAAGGAGUUGGGAGAUAACAAGGUUGGCCAACCACCGGCAGACGAACCGGAAGCCAGCCGGACCAAGAUUGAGACGGUCCUCAUCAUCUUCGCCUUGUGUCUGGCGCUGUUCUUGGCGGCGCUGGAUAUGACCAUCAUCACCACUGCCAUCCCGACUAUUUCCAACCACUUUGGAUCAAGCGCCGGCUACGUCUGGAUUGGAAGUGCCUAUCUGCUCGGCAACGCUGCGUUCGUGCCCACAUGGGGCAAGAUCUCCGACAUCUUCGGCCGCAAGCCCACGCUCAUCGCUACCGUCACCAUCUUCUGGAUCGGUUCGCUGCUCUGCGCCGUCAGCACCAGCAUGGGCAUGCUCAUUGCUGCCCGUGCCAUUCAGGGCGUUGGUGGUGGCGGCACCAUUGUCCUUCCCAACAUCUGCAUCUCCGAUCUUUUCUCCAUGCGCAAGCGAGGCAUGUACUUUGGUAUUCUCGGCAUGGUCUGGGCCCUGGCUUCGGCCAUUGGACCCAUCCUCGGCGGUGUCUUCACCAGCAAAGUCUCAUGGAGAUGGUGCUUCUACAUCAAUCUACCUCUGGGUGGUAUCGGACUGCUCAUCCUCAUCUUCGUCCUCAAGCUGCACAACCCUCGCACGCCCGUCAAGCAAGGACUGGCUGCCAUCGACUGGGUGGGCAACCUCCUCAUCAUCGGCGGCACGCUCAUGCUGCUCUUUGGGCUCGAGUUUGGCGGCGUUCAGUUCCCCUGGAAGUCCGCUACCGUCAUCUGCCUCAUCGUCUUUGGCUUCAUCACUAUUGUCCUCUUUGGCUUGUAUGAGAAUCGAGUCGCCAAGAUUCCCGUCAUGCCUACUCGACUGUUCCGUGACAGGACCAGCAUUGCCGCCUAUGGCCUGUCUAUCAUGCACGCCAUGACCUUCAUGUCCGGCAGCUACUGGCUUCCGCUCUACUUCCAAGCCGUCUUGGGCGCCACGUCUCUGCUUUCUGGUGUCUACAUCCUGCCCUACGUCCUGGCCCUGUCCAUCACGUCUGCCUCAACGGGUAUCUUCAUCAAGAAGACGGGCAACUACAAGAUCCCCAUCGUGUCGGGACUGGCCAUUAUGACUCUGGGCUUUGGUCUGUUCAUUGACCUGGGUGCCAAGGCGAACUGGGCCAAGAUCAUCAUCUUCCAGAUCAUUGCUGGUAUCGGUGUCGGUCCCAACUUCCAGUCUCCCCUUAUUGCUCUGCAGACCAACGUCGAGCCCCGCGAUAUCGGAGCUGCUACCGCCAGCUUCCAGUUCCUCCGACAGCUCGGGACCUCCACCUCUGUGGUCAUUGGCGGCGUCAUCUUCGACAACGAGAUGCAGAAGCAGCAGGCCUCGCUCAUCCGCGAGCUUGGACCUGAGUUGGCCAGCAAACUGUCCGGCUCCGAGGCUGCGUCCAGCGUGUUUCUGGUGGCUUCCCUCAAGGGCCAUCAGCGAGAGGUGGCCCAGACCGCUUACUGGAAUGCCAUGCAAAAGAUGUUUAUUGCUUACACAUGCUUCGUGUUUGUCGGGCUUCUUAUCAGCUUCUUUGUGAAGCAGAAGACGCUCAGCAAGCAGCACACUGAGCACAAGACGGGCCUCAACUCACUCAAGCUGGAGACCAAGAAGAAGCAAGCCGAUGUUGAGAAGGCCGUGGACGUUGCUGAAUGA
Trichoderma citrinoviride is the source of this 1773-nucleotide messenger RNA. Its product is annotated as MFS general substrate transporter. Gene Ontology annotation, molecular function: transmembrane transporter activity. The record is from RefSeq and is a predicted model, not a curated record. Gene Ontology annotation, biological process: transmembrane transport. NCBI's taxonomy places the organism in Eukaryota, Fungi, Ascomycota, Sordariomycetes, Hypocreales, Hypocreaceae. The coding region runs from base 1 to 1773 and encodes 590 amino acids. The transcript has 2 exons.